This is a messenger RNA of Seminavis robusta, 867 nucleotides long. The record is from the annotation of a GenBank genome assembly. Lineage: Eukaryota; Bacillariophyta; Bacillariophyceae; Naviculales; Naviculaceae.
AUGAGUGAACCUAGCAGCGGCACAAGCGGAGGGAGCGAUGACAAAGACUUCAUUGAUGAUUUUGGCAAUGAAACUGGAACCAAGUACGUCUUUACUGGAGGCUUCCUGGGCAGCGACGAAGAAGAUGAUGACGGCUUCGUAGCCCCCGGGACUUUGGCAGAAGCAGUUGCCCCCGGUGAUGCUGAAGGGAACACACCUUUUGAUCACCGUGGACAAAGCAAACUAUUCACGACCGAGAAAGCCAAGAGGAUUGCUGAAAGCACAUUGGAACGUGAGAAGUGGAGUAGCUUGGUCGAGGAAUUCGAUGAAAAGGGUCAAGUUGCUGCUGGUGAUACUGGAGAAAGGGAAGAGGAUUGCGAAAGCACUACGGAGCGUGAAAAAGAGAGCAGCCUCGUCGAGGAGGAAUUUGUCGUCGAGGAAUUCGAUGAAGAGGUUCAAGUUCCUGGUGGUGAUACAGGAGGAAAUAUACCUGUUGAUCGCCGUGACCAAUUCCACCAAUUCUUCACGACGGAGGAAGCGAAGAGGAUUGUGGAAAGCACAUUCGAACGUGAGAAGAGGAGCAGCUUGGUCAAGGAGGAAUUUGAUGAAGAGGGUCAAGUUGCUGCUGGCGAUGCUGGGGGAAAUAUUCCCGUUGAUCGUCGUGGCCAAUUCCACCAGUUCUUCGUGACGGAGAAAAAAGCCAAAAGAAUUACCGAAAACGCAACGGAGCGUGAAAAGAGGAGCAGCCUCGUCGAGGAGGAAUUCGAUGAAGAGGGUCAAGUUUCUGCUGGUGAUGCUGGAGGCACAGACCUUGAUGAGUUGGAGAUUGAAGUUGAGAACAUUCUUGAAUCUCAAAAUAAUAGUCUCACAAUAAAACUUAUAGGGUAA